Molecule: messenger RNA, 843 nt
Organism: Ooceraea biroi (clonal raider ant)
Lineage: Eukaryota; Metazoa; Arthropoda; Insecta; Hymenoptera; Formicidae
Product: histidine-rich glycoprotein
Source: RefSeq, a predicted model, not a curated record
AUGGUGCAAGGUGCGAUGCUGCUCCUGCCGUUCAUCGCAAUAUGUUCGCUCACGUUGCACGCGCCGUGUUACGGUCGAGAUCUGGCCGGUGCGGAAUCGCGUGUAAUCAGUCGACGCGAUGUGCAAAGCAAGAACGAUAACCGUCAGGUAGAUCAUUUGGUGACCGCGGCCGCGCCGGUCGCGGAGGUCGAUCUGCAGACAGCUGCGACCGAGCACAAGGGUCAUCAUCACGAGUCCGGCGGUGGUCACAAGCACGAGUCCCAUCACCACGAGGAACACGGCGGCAAGGGUGAAAAGGGUUACAAGAGUCACCACCAUCACGAUAAAGGCGAGAGCGGCAAGCACGACAAGGAGCAUCACUCCGGUCAUCACGACGAGCACGGCGGCAAGAAGAAGGGCCAUCAUGACGAGCACGAAAAGUACGGCGAGCAUCACGAGGGCGAGAAAGGCCACAAGGGUGGCAAGUUCGGCGAGAAGAAAGGCCAUAAGAAGGGCCACAAGACCAAGGGCUAUCACAACAAGUUCCACAAGGAUGAGUAUCACAAAGAACACAAGUUCUACGAUGAUUAUCACAAGGGUGGACACCAUGAGAAGCACGGUGACUUCCAUGGUCACCAUGAGAAGAAAGAAGGCCACCAUAAGAAGGGUGGUCACCAUCAUACCGGUUACCAUGAGGAUCACCACGGCAAGAAAGGCCAUCACGACAAGGGACACCAUGACGAGGAGCACAAGGGCCACCAUGGCAAGCACGGCCACGAAGAGCACCAUUCUCAUCACGACGCGUACGGCAAAAAGGGCGAUCAUCAUUCCGGAAAGAAAUAUGGCUACAAGAAGGGACAUUAG